GUAUAACGCAUAACACUUAGCGUGAAAAAUGGCGGCGAAUAUCUACGGAAUUUUCCGCGAAAAUUUGCAAAAUGCUAUUCUUAAAAGUAAAGUUCUUGUGGUUGGUGCAGGAGGAAUCGGUUGCGAAAUCUUGAAAAAUCUUGUAAUGACUGGUUUUAGUGAUAUUGAAAUUAUUGAUUUGGAUACUAUUGAUGUAAGUAAUUUAAAUAGACAAUUUUUAUUUCAAAAAAAACACGUGGGAAAAUCUAAAGCCGAAGUAGCAAAAGAAACCGCUUUAACUUUUAACCCUAAUGCCAAAAUAAUUCAUUAUCAUGAUAGUAUUACUUCAUCAGAAUUUGGAUUAUCCUUCUUUAAAAAAUUCUCUUUAGUUAUGAAUGCCCUUGAUAAUAGAGCAGCAAGAAAUCAUGUAAACCGUAUGUGUUUGGCAGCUGACGUACCAUUAAUAGAAUCUGGAACAGCAGGUUAUGAAGGACAGGUAGAAUUGAUUAAGAAAGGUUUAAGUCAAUGUUAUGAAUGCACUCCUAAAGCAGCACAGAAAACAUUUCCAGGGUGUACAAUACGUAAUACACCUAGUGAACCAAUACAUUGUAUUGUAUGGGCAAAGCAUCUUUUUAAUCAGUUAUUUGGCGAAGAAGAUCCUGAUCAAGAUGUUUCACCAGAUACUGCAGAUCCUGAAGCUACUGAUACAGCUGCACAAGUUAGUUUAGAAACAGAAUCAAGUAGUAAAGGAAACGUUGAUCGUGUCUCAACACGAUCUUGGGCACAAUCAUGUGAUUAUGAUUCCAAAAAAUUAUUUACAAAAUUUUUUCAUGAUGAUAUUAAAUACCUACUCAGUAUGGAAAAUUUAUGGAAAAAAAGAAGGCCUCCAAUACCUUUAGAUUGGUCAAAUUUACCUGAUGGAGUACCUGGAUCCAGUAAAGAAAUAUCUGAGCCUGGAUUAAAAGAUCAACAACGUUGGAGUAUUGCUAAAUGUGGAACUAUUUUUGCUGAAGCCAUAAAUAAUUUAAGCAAAAGCUUAAAAUCUAAUCAAGAAACAACACCAAAUAAUCAUCUCAUAUGGGAUAAAGAUGAUCAACAUGCUAUGGAUUUUGUUGCAGCGUGUGCUAAUAUUCGAGCUUAUAUUUUUGGAAUACCACAAAAGACAAGAUUUGAUAUCAAGUCAAUGGCAGGAAAUAUAAUUCCAGCGAUAGCAACUACAAAUGCCAUCAUUGCUGGAUUAGUCGUUCUACAUGCAUUUUAUAUUCUUGAAAAUAAAUUAAAAGAAUGUAGAUCAGUAUACUUGCGUUUAAAAAUGAACCAUAGAAAUCAAUUAUUAGUACCAGAAAAAAAUGUUAAUCCUCCGAAUCCUAAAUGUUACGUGUGUGCUCCUACGCCGCAAGCUGUAUUAGCUGCAGAUACAUCCAAAAUGACAAUUAAAGAACUUGAUGAGUUAGUAUUGAAAAGUAGACUUAAUAUGAUUGCUCCGGAUGUUAUAAUAGAUGGCAAAGGUAUAGUCGUUAUUAGUAGUGAAGAAGGGGAGACUGAAGAAAACAAUAAUAAAAUUCUAGAAGAAUUUGGAAUAAAAGAUGGUACAAUUUUAAAAGUCGAUGAUUUUCAUCAAAAUUAUUCAUUAACUAUCACAAUAAUGCAUCGAGAACGACCUUCUAUAAAGGAUGAAAGUCCAGAGUUUUUGAUACUAGCAAACGAAGAAGAUCUUAUGCCAAAAGAAGAAAAUAAUGAUUCUGAAAAACCAUCGACUUCAAAUGGCAAGAUUGAGAACUCAUCUGAAGAUUCUAUAAUGAUUGUAGAAACAGAAGUUAAUCCUGCAUUAUAUACAGAUACAGUUAAGAAACGCAAAAUUGAUAUAACCGAAAAUGAUAUCCUCCUAAAAAAGCGAAAAUUGGAUGUUAAUAAUGGAGAAGAUGUUUCUAUCAUAGAAGAUAAUGCAACUGAUGUUUCUGCCGAAAAGAAAACAUCAUGCACAACAAAGUGUAAGUCUUCCACGGAUGAUGAUUGUAUGAUUGUAUAUGAUGAAAGUACUGAGACAACUUAAAAAAAAUAUAUAAAAAGAGUUCAUAAUGAUAAGAUAUGUCGUAAGAUAAAUAAACAUAAUCACAGUAAUAGGUAAAUAUCAAUUUUCUUUUUUAUAUUUUAUUUAAAAUAUAUAGAAGUAAGGUUGAAUGAUGUGUCGAAUUUAUAUACAACUAGAUGUCAAAAAUCAAUCAAUAACAUAUGUGUAUAUGUUUAAAUAUAAAGAAACUCAUUUAAUUUUCUAAAAUUUAUAAAAAUAUAAUUCUAUUCAUACAUUUUAGUUAACUUAAAUAUCUAAAUUAAUACAGAUUACGUGUUGUUUUGUUAAUAUUUAUAACAUAGAAGUUAAAUUAAUUAAUCUUUUAGAUCAUUUCUUGUCUAUCUUCAUUUUUGUAUUUGCGUCGUAAAAUGUAGAAUGAUUCUUGUAUUCAUAAUUAAAAAAAUGUAUAAGAAAUAAAUAUUUUUUGCAUAUUUUAAUUCUUAUAUCUUAGUAAUUUCUGAUUUACAUAGUAAGUACUUAUCCAAAUCAUAAUUAUACAUUUCAAAAUCUAUUUUAUAUCUUUCAUGUAAUUUUAGAAUAGUGUUAUGUGUCAAAUUUUGAAAAUAUUUACAAGUCAGUUUGAAAUCAGUACAUCCUCCUUUACUUUGUUCCAAAUUUGGUAAAUCCAUGUUGUUUUUAUCUAUCCCAAAUUUGGAAAAAAUGUAAUUAAUCUGAUCGAAAGUAUAGUAAUCUAAUUUUAAAAUAAAACUAUAAUUUAUAUUACAAAGAGCACAAUGGGUAUAAUAUUGAUCCCAAUGUACAUCAUCGUGUUUAGGCGAUUCCUGUAAUAGCCACUCUAUAAAUUCUUUAAAUGUAGGUACUAUUUGUAAUCUGUAAAACAUAAAUUAAUUAUUAAUUAAUGAUAAUAUAAUUUUUGUAAUUUCGUUAUAAUCUUAAUGCUAUAAAUUUACCUUUUAUCACGUGUAAAUAUUUUUUGGAAGAAACUACCAGUUGUUUUAUUAGAACGAAAUAAAUUUGGUCUUGUAAAAUGAUAUAUUUUUUUGGUAUAUAUCCAAGCUUGAUCAGUAUAUUUUGUAUUAUCUUCUAUUCGAUCUCUAUAAACAUUGUAUUCUUAUAUGGAAAAAUAAAAUAUUAAAAUAUUCUCUUAAUAACAUAAAAAAAUUACCUAUAUGAUGAAACAAGCCUUUCAAAUGGAUGUCUUACAACUAAUAAUUUAAAUAUAUUUGAAUCAUUAGUCAAAUGUUGUAACUCUUUUGAACUAUGAGGUGUUAAAGAGUUCAUAUUUCUAAAAAUGUCAUAUAAAUUAUAAUAUUUAAUUUAAUAAAAAAGACAGUAUAGAGAUAAAUAAAUUGUAAUAGUUUUUAAAAAACCUAUGUUCUUGUAUAUUAGAGAAUAAUGUUGUAAAACUAGUAGAUGCAACCUUCCUGAUCCAACAAUAUAAUGAUUUAUGUUUAGGACUAUAUAAGAAAUGUUUUUUUACUAAUGGAGUUUUCAAAUUAUAUUUUAUACAUGUAUUUGAAAUUUGUUUAAGUAAUAAUCCAUUUUCCUGUUUGAAGUAAUAAAAAAUUUAACAUGUACAA
Vespula pensylvanica (western yellowjacket) is the source of this 3591-nucleotide messenger RNA. It is a transcript of the gene Uba2, whose product is annotated as SUMO-activating enzyme subunit 2. Gene Ontology annotation, molecular function: SUMO activating enzyme activity. The transcript is spliced from 8 exons. Lineage: Eukaryota; Metazoa; Arthropoda; Insecta; Hymenoptera; Vespidae. Gene Ontology annotation, cellular component: SUMO activating enzyme complex; cytoplasm. The coding region runs from base 29 to 2032 and encodes 667 amino acids. The record is from RefSeq and is a predicted model, not a curated record. Gene Ontology annotation, biological process: protein sumoylation.